Hemicordylus capensis (graceful crag lizard) is the source of this 10305-nucleotide messenger RNA. RefSeq lists its product as uncharacterized. The record is from RefSeq and is a predicted model, not a curated record. NCBI's taxonomy places the organism in Eukaryota, Metazoa, Chordata, Lepidosauria, Squamata, Cordylidae. The coding region runs from base 9599 to 10168 and encodes 189 amino acids. The transcript has 7 exons.
GGUCGAUGCACUGGAACUCCAUCUCCAACAAUUGUGACUGUGUGAUUGGAAAGGCUGGUGCUACACAACCAAAAGAAACCCCCCUCCUCUCUCUGGAUGAGCUGUUAGGGCACCCUUUGCCUCUUCCCAGGAAUCUUGCUGGCCAGCUAAUUGCUCAGCUAGGGAGGCAUCUGCAGUCAGUGACAUCUAGGACAAUGAGGACUAGUCAUCCUGAAGAGGUGAUAACGCACAAUGUAGCAUUACAGUGUAAGGACUGGAGGGAGGACUAGGCCUCGCUUAGAGCCAAAUCAAAGGGACCAGCUCAGAGGACUGGGCGGGAUUCCUGGCUCCACCCCCAGCAGAAGCUCUGGUCUCCUGGUGAGUCUGUCCCAGGAGGAGGAGGAGGAGGAGGACCCCGAGGAAGAAGCAGGCCGAGAGCUGCUGGGGAGAUGGGAAGAAGGCCUCAGCCUGUGAGGAAGAAGGACCAGGACAUCCGUGCAAGGCCUCCGGAGGGAAGUGGUUCUUCUGUGAGGAUCGCUGGGGAUCUGCAUUGCCAGGUUAAUGAGACCUCUCUCUGGUCAUCUCUUUGGUGAAAAGUCCUUACUGCACCGCUUUUCCUUGGAAUCCGAAACGAAAUCCUGGCUGCUCUGGGUCUGCCUUCGGCACCUGCCUUUGGAGGCCGAGGACUGCUCAGCCCUUGGGGGAGGGUUGGGCCCCUUAAUCCCCCACCCCCAGGCACCGGAUAUGGGGAGCGUGUUUCCCCACAUCAAAAUAAUACAGUGGAUGGUGGCAGCAGCCUCCUGGGAAGCCCUUCCGGGCAAGGGUCCCACCCCAGUGAGGGAACUCCUCCCCGCUCCCCCUGGGCCUCUGGCAGGAGUCCUGACACACACACAGGAGGAAAGGGAUCUGGCUUGGAAAGACCGGCUUCUUCCUGCCUGAGGGAUGGUGAGUCCUCCUUGCUGCCUCUCUCUGUGGGCACCAGCCAGAACUGUGGGCAGCGAAUGCCUUGUGCUGAAUCCGUGUUGCCGUCCUGGUAUGUUUUAAAGGGUUUCUUAGGGGGGUGGGGACAAACCAUCCAUCCCAGAGGGAGAUAACUAGGAGGAGGAUGGAAGGCACAGACAAGACCGAAGAUCGGAAGUCUCCGUGAAGCCCGAGCUGUCCAUUGAUUGGAGUUACCACAUCUCGACUUCUGCGAGACCUUUAGACUAACACUAGUGUCAUCCCAAUCUUGAUUCUGAGAUUGCCCUGGAUGGACAAAUGUUUCCAGGAGUCCAGAUCUGCUGGGCUUGUGCCACCCCCACCCCUCGUAGCCCACCAGGAGUCUAAUGAAACUCCCUGGUUCUGCUUACUUCCCAGCACCGCAAAGACAGGGGAGUUGCUGAGCAUCCAUCAAGGCCCUUUCCAUGCCUGGUGGGUCAGCAGCGGUGCAGCCACCUCCUUGACGAGAGCUGCUUUCUGUCGGUUUGGUUUACCUUUGGGGGGCUUCAUCAAAAGGGAAGGUGGAUUCUUCAUUGCUUCCUGUGUUUGAAGCGGUGUCUGUGGUUAGGUUUACCCUCACAACAAGCCUGUGAGGUAGGUUAGGCUGAGAAAUAGGUGACUGGCCCAGAGUCACCCAAUGAGCUUCAUGGCUGAACAGGGAUUUGAACUCGGGGCUCCCCAGUCCUAGUCCAACUCUACACCACACUGGCUCCAGUGUGGACAGCUAUCGGAUGCAGAAGUUGGCCAUUCCUUCUCCUUGUCGCCUAUGUGAGGAGGUGUGUCAAGCUGCACCUUUUCAGUCACUUCCCCAUUGUAGACUUCUUGUUAGUCUUGUACUGCACUGUCUCAACACUCGGUCCCAGUUUGUAUGUUUCUGGAAGAGUGUGCUUGUCUGUGGCUGGAUCCCAUACCGCUCAAGGACGGGAUAUACAGGCGGACCUCAGUAUCCGGGAGGGUUCCAUUCUCCGCUACAACCACCGAUUCCGAAACGGCAUAUACCAAGGCAUUAAGUCAAUGAAAAAAUUGCUGGGGAAAUGGCCACAGAACCUUUAAAAGAGUGAAACAAAGCACCCUACUGUGCUGUGUGGGCACCCAGCUAGCCACCCACCCACCCCCGUCUUAGUCCUUUCCAUUAUUCAGCAAUUUUUUUUGCAGAAAAUAGUGUUUUUAAAAACUUAAUGAGCUCCCUUUUACAAAACGGCAUCUGGAAAUAUUUUUGGAGGAUAUUUUCGGGCAUCUCCAUACCGUGGAUACACAGAAAUUAACCAUUUCUUUUCCGUGUAAGCCGGGGUCGGGUGUCAAUUGCCCGACCACGGAUAUGCUAAACCACAGAUAUAGGAUCCAUGGAUAACUGGGUUUGAAUUCAACCUGAGGACAACUUCAGCCAUGCCCUUUUAAUUCCACAAUGCUCCCAUGAUCUCUGUAAAGAAGAUCCAAAGCAGGCCCAGGGAAUGAAUGAAGGGGUUUCCUUUCAUAUCACCAUCUCUGGAAGGGCGAAAACCGGUUCUGCUUUACAGGCAAGCCCUGUUCUCCAUGGAUCCUCCUACUUAUAAUGGCCAGGAGGCACGUUGGUGCUGGCCCUUUCUGGUCCUCUUCAUGUAACCUCACUUAGCGACUUGGACAACUACGAAGCAAGAGAGUGUGAAGGGGGAGAAAAAUGACACAGCACUGACAAAAUGAAAGUGGAAAGGAGGGUGGGGAGAAUUCCCCAGGUGCUGGUAGAUUUUUCUAAAUGUUGUUAUUGGUAUAUUUUCACAAAAUAGUUUUGGUGUUGCCUGUGUGCUAACAACAACAAAACCAGCUCACUGACUUCUAGCAGAGGUUUUUACUUUUUAAUGGCAUAUUAGAUAGAUAGAUAGAUAGAUAGAUAGAUAGAUAGAUAGAUAGAUACUGUAGAUAGACAGAUAUUUUAUUCACGACCCAUGGUCAGCUUAUAAAACAACUAAAAAUGGGAGAAUAAAUAAAUCCUACAAAAGAUUAACAGUUGCUAGAAAAUAAUAAAACAUCGGUCACAUACAGUACCAAUCAAAGACUUAACUAGCAAUUGCUAACAAGAAAUAGAAAUAGAAACUAAAACUUCAGGAAGAACAUACGCAUGAAAUAAAAAACUGACGUAACCACAUAGCAUUAGAGCAACACUUCGCGACCUUAUAUGUAAUAGAUGGAGAUUGAUCUGUCCAAGAUAAGAGACACAAAAGUCUUCUAAGCAUCCUGGAGAGGGUGCCAGACAAGGAGAUAUCAGGGAGGGUCUUAACUCUCUGUAAAACAAACAACGGAGCAAUACAUGUUGGAUGGUUUCAAUCGCCCUAUAACCACAAGGGCAGAUUCUAUCUUCCCUAGGUAUACUCUUUAUUCUCCCCACAUGCACAACCGACAGGAGCAGGUCAUACCUUGCUCUAAAGCAGGGCUGGGGAACCUUGGCCCUCCAGCUGUUUUUGAUCUGGGAUCAUGGAAAACUCGUGUUGCUUUUCAUUAUCCAGGAUUCUCUGCUUCAGAGCCUGUAGAGCUUGAUUAUGGCUCAACAAAACCAGAUAAUCCAUGGAGAAUCCCAAUGAAAGAAUUUUAGCAUGGAUUGCCUGGGCCCAAGAAGAUUGAAAACUAUCAACCCAAAUGGCCAAAAUCCAUCCUUGAGGAAAGAAGUUUAUCCUAAGCCAAAAUGCUAGGAUCAACAUCCAAGCUCUAGCCUCAAUUCUCAGAAUACCCAGAUCAAAUCUCAACAUCACAGAAUGAGCACAUCUUGGUGCUCUUAGUAUUGUCCUAAGAAAUUGAUUUUGCACAGCCUCCAGGGUUUUAUAAGAAGGAUAGGGGCCCUACUGUGCGCCAUACAGUGCCUGACUCCUAGCUUUGGUCUCCCUGGCUUCUCCAAGAGAGGGCUGAGAGAAAUUCCUGCCUGUAGCCUUGGAGAAGCCACUGCCACUCUGUGUAGAAAAUACUGAGCUAGAUGGACUAAUAGUCUGACUCAGUAUAUGGCAGCUUCCUAGGUUCCUAAGAGGACAGCAUCCAACAGGGAUGGUAUCCUAAUGGAGAAUUACACAGAGAAAGCAAGAGGGUGUGUUGAAGAAUUUGUGGCUUUGGAGAUUACAAACUUGGUUCAGGGGUGUCCAGCAUCUGCCACAUUCUUCUCCAAAUCUAACCUAAGAGAGGUAGGCUGCAGCAUUGACUGCUAGGUGCCAUCCACCAAAGUGAGAAGCACAGAGACUUGCAUCGACCAGCAUGCCUACCAGGCGGAGGAGAAAGGUGUGUGGGUCUGCUGGCCCUCCCCUCCGCUCUGCUCUUUGGCAACACAGGCUUGCGCGUGGGCUUCUUGUAUGUUACUGCGGAUGACACUUGCACAAAACCAUUCAUGAUCUUCUCUUUCGUCUCCCUGACGCACCUCAAGGCUGUCAGACAGAUCAAGGAGAGGGACAGUACACACUUCUUUGCUUGUAACAACAGUUUCUAACUGAAGUUGAGGAUUCCAAUAGAAAAGGCUCUCUUCUAAUGUGUUCCUUGGGAUUCUCACUACUGAGUUUUGCAUGGUGUCAAGACAUGCUGCUCUCUGCUGGAUUGACACCUCUUCCUGAUCUGUCUGUUGUUUCUCAUGUGGUACAAACGUGGUCACAUCUUCAAGAGAAGUGUAGUUUUGUAUUCCACAGCAGAGCAAAUAAUAGCAACUUCCUUACAGUACGUUCAAUUGCAGACCAAAUUCAAAAGGAGCAUGGAAGUCUCCUGAGCAGAGACAAAUGAAGAGGUUUAUCUGUCCCUCCCUGCCUCCCUCUCGUAAUGUCAAAUACAUCCCAUGGACAGCAUCAAAACUUCCAUAUGGCCUAGAAAGCUGGGCUUUGGAAUAUGUUGAAGACAAUCUAACUAGCAGAAAAAACCAACAGUAGGAUGUUGGUGCACGUGUUCCCAGGGUCGGUGCCAGACUCUUUUGCGCCCUAGGCAAACACAUUGACACUCUACACUCUGCGCCCCCCUGAGGUCUGAGGUCUGCACUCUGCUGCCUAGUUGGCCUAACGGUAGCACCGGGCCUGCUUGUUCCUCACAAGGGGGACACAGAACUGUAAGGCACUUGCAUCUAGACCUGAAACUUGCUGAAGGUGCCUCCGAUUAGAACACUCUUUGAAAGUGAAGAUCCUUUUGACAUGUAAUCCUGAACCUGAGACAAGGAAACCCUCCAACAGAGGCCAGGCUGCUUGCUUCUUGCCAGUGAUGAUGAGAACUUGCUGCAUCUCUCUGUGUGAACUAGCCAAAGGUAUGCGCAGGGACUGACUGAUGUUGAAUACAUGUUGUGGAGGAGGUGCCGACUGCUUUGGCUGCUAGCCCAACCAAAGUGGUCUCGCUUGGAGAUCGGUCUCACCAUGCCCCCAAUCCCCCUUAGCAAUGCGAGUCUCCAGUUGUGAUGGUGGGGUCCCUGAAGGAACCAGCAGCUUCACCACCCAUGGGCCGGUGAGCAUGGUGGCAGCCUGGUGUGGGAUCACUUCAAGUUCUGCCUUAGUGACCAUAGACAUGCCGUCUGCACCUACUGAGUAGUAGGUACUGGGUAGAAGUGAGUAAUAGGUACUGUCUGCAUCUACAUGAGUCAGCAGGGGAAAGGACCCCAAGCGUCUUGGGACGAUGAUGGUGCUGCUGUACCUGCGACCCCUUUCACCCCCUUUCUCCUGCUGGCAGCAAUGGUUCUGGCGUGCCCUCGGCUAGCAGCAGCAGCAGCAGCUGCUGCUCCCAAGUCUCCAGGAUUCGAAGGGCACUUGCAAUAGGGGGCGCCCACCACACAGGCCCUGCUAGGGCCCAUAGCCAGCCGCAAUGUACAAUCUGGGACACACCCUGGCUACGGGCCCCUGCUGCUCCCAUGGCGCUCUUGCGGAGAAGCGCCAAAAGAUAGCCGGCCAUUUCCACCGGGGUGAAAAGGCGCAGUGCAUGCUGAAGGAGAGGCAGCUUGAGCUGGACCUGCCUGAACACCGGAACCCUCAGGAGGUUCCUACCCAGUGGAACUCUGACCUUCUUCUCCGGGAUGGUUUGGUUGGGGGGGUUUCUGCUUCAUGCUGUGCCUCAGGAGAGGCAAGGAGGUUUGAUUCUGUAAUGUCCUUUUCUCUGCACUGAGUGUAAUGCUGUUCUCUUGUCAGUAUAACGACCUGGUUUUGCUGGUUCUCAGAUUGACAAAAGCAGUACUUGGCUUCCUUCCUUCCUUCCUUCCUUCCUUCCUUCCUUCCUUCCUUCCUUCCUUCCUUGAGCUCUGGUUUGGUAGUCUGUGUGUGAGAUGGUGUUGUGGAGAGAAAGGGACAGUGGCAGCUCAGCUCUAUGUGUCUGUGUGUGAUAUUUCUUGGUGAUUGCCGUGAUGAGCUCUCUAUCUAGGGUUCCCUUUGAGGACGAACAGGAAGCUACAGUGGGUCCGGAAUGCAGCGGCUCGCCUACCCAUGGGUGCCAGAAAAUAUGAUGGAGUAACACCUCUCCUGCAGUCAUUGCACUGGUUGCCUAUUGGCUUCCGAGUUUAAUUUAAGGUCCUGGUUCUGACCUUGAAAGCCUUUCAGGGCUUGGCAUCUGUCUACCUACAGACCCGCCUCUCCCUUUCCAGUUACAUCCCUUCCGGUUAGAUCGUCUCAGAUGGCCCUUUUGUCGGUCCCUGGUUUCUGAGAGGUUUGGGGCUCUAGGACCCGGGAAAGGGCCUUUUCGGUUGCUUUCCCACUUCUUUGGAGCACUCUUCUGGCUUCUGGGGGCACCAGAGCGGGUUGAGCAUGAUGGGUGCUACCCACCACCCAACCCACAGAGCAAUUGGGAAAUCAGGUGGUUUUUAAUGAUUUCUUUUUAAUUGUGUCAGGGUCAUUUCAGUCCAUUGCCAUACUGAGCCAGAUAAAAUUACAUCUGGUGAGAGCUAGUCUCUCAGUUGGUUUUCUGGGAGGACUAGUCUUCCCAUUGUUCAGCCUUUUCCUUCCCACUGUCAGCAAGGUGCCAUUCACAUUUCCAAUGUCUUCUUUGUGGUUUUAUUGCUGUUUUACAGCCCUGUAACGCCAGCCCCCACCAACAGGCACAGUUACCAUCCACAUCCCCAGUCAGCUGGUGUGACUCCACAGACCAAGACAUGGGUGACAGAGCAUUCCUUCCUCCCCAAAGUUUUGACCAGCAGCCAGGCUAGGUUUUGCCAUUUGGUAGCAAGGCGACUGUCUUACCGAUGGAUUAUUGACUUGUGCUGUAACCAAUCAAUGGUAGCCAGCCUUCAUUCCAAAAGACGGUGUCCCACCCCUCUCUGUUUCUUUUUCCAUUCCAGGUCUUAGGUCAGGAACCAUUGAGUAGAGGGCCUUCCUCCACCCAGCCCAGGACAUUCCCCAACACUUGCUGGCUUGCCAUGAUGCUCUGCUCUAGAUGAGCUUCCGUGGGCUGGAUCACCAGUCCUCCUCACACGAUGAAAUAUAAGAUUUCUUCCUCCAGUGAAAUGAAGCCAGCUCUGCCAAUUCAUCUAAUAGCAGCAGUCCUGCACGUGGCCGUGUCCAGAGUCAACCAGCUGGACCCAGGGACGCAGGGAUAUUCUUAUUGAGCUUUUUUUCUCCUGCGCCACAAACUCCUGCUGCUUCCACUCCCGGGCUACUUGUCCCAUUUGAGACCACUUGGGAAUCUUUUCUAUGUAAGGAUGCCACAGUUUUGCUUUGUCCUAAUAUGUUCUAUGAAGAAGGGAGAAUUCAGUGUCAACUGAAAAUCUCCUGGUUGGCCCCAACUGGAACCCGAAGCAAAGCGCUGUAGUGGUAACCAGUUCAGAAGAUGGUGUUCCAUCAUUCCAUCAUUGGUUUCAUUCAGAAAGACUGGCAUGAUGCUUUCUUCUCAAGUCAAGUCCCAUGGUUGUCUUUUUCUAGAGUUACAUGGCAAGCUCAAGAGUUUGGAUAUUAUUCUGUAGGAAAUGUAACUAAACUGGUUCCAGGUGUUUGAACUGGUUACCAAAACACUUUGGAAAGUGAAUAUUUGACCCCACACUGAACGGGAGAGUUCCAAAAGAAUGACCAAGUUAGAAAUGGUGUGACUCCCUGCACAGGUGGUUUCUUACUUUACCUGGAUUUAAUGUAUAAGCUCUUCUUCGGAGUUAAUUGUGAGCACCCUUUCCCACUUCCAUAUGUCCUGGUGGUUUCUUGGCCCAACUGGAAUGAAACACAAUACCACAAUAAACAUGAGUGCUUUUUCAAUGUUGCAUUCUCAAGACCGGUUGUCACUCAUAUACUCAUGUCUGAUCUUUUCUCCCCGCCCCCCAUAGAACAAGAACAUUGAGGCGCUCCAGAGGAUGAUCAGGGCUUUGCUGGAGGAGGCCCCCUCUGUCUGGAACUUAAUCAGCAUCUUGAAGGUAAGUGCAAUGAAAGCCCUAUUCAGACAGUCGGUAGUACAUGUGUGCAGGUGUCUGAACACUGGUACGUGAUUUUGUGUGCAUGACUGUAGUUGCAUUUGUUUUAAAAGUGAACCUGGGCACAGGCCCCUCACAGGCCUGGUCCAGCUAGGAAGUGUCAUGCAGUGCCUGAAAACAGGACUGCCUUUUGGUUACACGGUUUCCAUUCACCCCUGAGCUCGUUCAUGGUUCUUCUCUGCAACUUUGCCAGCUCUAACAUAAUCUGGCUGAGCUGGGCUGACCAGAACUGCACCCCAUAUGUCAAAGGUCUCUGCCCCAAAGCAUUGGAGCAGCUGUCUCGACCCAAUUCCUCAGCCAGAAGGAGGAUGAUGCACCAUCUGGAAGCCUAUUGGGCUACCUGUAUUGCUGCCCCUCCUUCUGUUCUGCACUCCUUCCCUGCCCCAUUGGCCCCAACUCCUGCCAAUGUCUGCUUAAGGGUCGCAUUCUCACCUUCUCCCUGCUCUCUUCUAGGUUGCGAAGAGUCUGCCUUUGCUGUAGGCAGAUCUUUAAGUCCUCCCCCACCAGUGACUCCGCCAAGGGCAAGCCCCCCAGAGGGAGGUUCUUUAAAUGGAAACACCGCAUUGAGCCUACUCCAGCACCACCUCCAACUCCCACAGGGGACUCCCCGGCAGUAUCCGGAGUCACCAUCGAUGAGCAGGUGCCCCUGGUUGGGACUGGGGCCGACUCUUUGGGGAAGAUCUGACUACUGGGAUCUGACUACUGGAGUGGAGAAAAUGGAAAGAGCUGAGGUAGGGAUCCAUUCAGAAAAGGGCCUUCCUCCCUAGAGCCCAGGACGUUUCUCUGAGAGGCAUUUGCCCCAUACGGGAUCUGAAAGCUCCCACUCUCUGCUCUGAUCCCUUUCCCACUUCUGCAUUAUCCCUGAGAGGCAGAAGCAGAAUAUUCCAUGGAGGGGGUGGGGUCCCCAGAAAGGACCUGAGAGCAGCCCACCAAGUAAGGGUGCCCGCUCCAUUUCCAGGAAGGCACGGAGAGUCCUUCAUCUCUAACAGCUCAAUGCUUCUAAUAUUCAGGUCAUCCUCUGCUGGACUGAAUUCUUGACGUCCAUUAUUGACGGUAUUAAGGAUGCCAAGUCCUGUGAAAGUGAGAUGCUGUCGUAUGAAAAAGACAAGGCUGUGGAUGCCGAACUAGAGAGUGAGAUGUGGCAGAGAAUGGAAGAUGAUGACCAAGCGCAGGCUCAGUCAAAACCUGACUGCCAAAAGUGUGUGUUUGAGGCUGGUGCUAUCCCAAUGAAGUCCGUGGGUACUGACCAACUCUCUUCUGCUCUUUGAUCUCUGCCAGGAAAUUAUGGAGGACAUCAAGAAGCAUCCAGACCCUGGGUUUCUCUUGAGCCUCACCAUGGACACUCUUACGGAACUCAGCAAAAUGAAGCCAGCUCUGCCGUUCAAUGUAAAAGCAGCCGUCCUGCACGUGGCGGUGUCCGGGGUGGAUCAACUGGACCCAGGGACCCAGGAGAAAAUGGCAUCCUUCAAGAAGAUGCUCAGGGGGCUGCUGGAGGAUGCCCCCUCUAUCCAGGACACAAUUGGCAUCUUGAAGGAGCUCCACAAGUACAUCAACUCGGAGAAGCCCCGGCUGCAGACUCUGGGCCGAGAAGCCUACAUUGAUGCUCUGGCUCACGUGGCCAGACUGCCCAAUGUGGAACUGGUCACAUGGAAGGUUUUCUUUCACAAGGCAAAGGAGUUGGAUCAUCAUGACAUCCAGAGCACCAUCAAAGAUGGCCUUGUCUUCGAGGACUUCCAUGAAAAGGAGGAUCUUUGUCUGAUCGCCCAUUUGCUUCCUUUUCUUUUUAAUGCUCCUAAAGCUAGGAGAAUAGCUGCCUGGAAGUAUUAUAUGUUUUUAAGAAUACAUAUCAUGUGACAUGAUUGAUUUUAACAAUGACUUUGAAAUGGUUCUUUAUUGUAUUUUGUAUUUUCUUCACCCCUCCCCCCUUUUUGAUCUGUUAUGAUUUAAUUUUUUGUUUGUUUUAUCUUAAUAAAUACAGUUUAUUGUUCUUA